GAGGGUUGGCAGAUGUGAGGAGGAGUAUCUCGUGACUUCAGAAGCUUACUGGCGUCAGGGACGGUCGCUGCAGCAGGAAAAAUGUCUCAAAAUUCCACCGGAAAGAUGUCUCACAACACAGUGGCGAUGUCAACACUUCCUGAGGACAUAGAUAGAGGUGUGGCUGGAGCAACAAGUGUUUUGGUGCAGCGAGCAAAUGAGAUCCGCUUGCAGAAGGUCAACUGGCCCUCCUACCUUCAGUCGCAGAUGAUCACCCAGGAGGACUACGAAGUCAUCAUGGCAGUUGAAGUGCCCGGUCAGAACCGACAAAUUCUUCUCAACUCUCGUCGUCUUCAGGUGGCUCGAACCUUCAUGAACCUCUUGGGUCAUAUUAGCAAGGACCAGACCAUUCAGUACAUCCUCAUUCUGGUUGAUGACAUACUCUCUGAAGAAAAAUCCCGUGUAGAAAUUUUUAAAGAGUGUGCACGAAAAAACCGUGAAAGCAUGUGGAGCCCUUUCCUCAAUUUGCUGACCCGACCGGAUACGUUCAUUAUCAAUAUGACUGCUCGCAUCAUUGCCAAGUUGGCCUGUUGGUCCCGUGAGCCAAUGGAUGGUUCAGACCUCACUUUCUACCUGACCUGGUUAAAGGAUCAGCUUCGCACACCUAAUAAUGAGUACAUGCAGUCAGUGGGGCGGUGUCUGCAGAUGAUGCUGAGAGUGGAGGAGUAUCGCACCAUUUUCUACCAGCUAGAUGGUGUGGUUACUAUCGUACAGGUGCUGAGCACGGGCAAACUCAACUUCCAGAUUCAGUAUCAGCUGACUUUCUGCCUUUGGGUUUUGACAUUCAACAAUGCCAUUGCUGAGAAAAUGAAUAAGUACAGUGUAAUCCCCACACUAGCAGACAUCUUAAGUGAGAGCAUUAAAGAGAAAGUUACUCGCAUUGUAUUAGCAGUCUUCAGGAACCUCAUUGAGAAGCCUGAGGACCCUUCUAUUGCUCGAGAGAAUUGCAUUCAGAUGGUUCAGUGUAAGGUUCUGAAACAGCUGGAGAUUUUAGCCCAAAGAAAAUUUGAAGAUGAGGACAUAACUGCUGAUAUAGAAUUUCUAAAUGAAAAACUGCAGAAUUCUAUUCAGGAUCUCAGGUAAUAUGAUCAGUUCUUAGCUCUAUAG
Cherax quadricarinatus is the source of this 1146-nucleotide messenger RNA. Lineage: Eukaryota; Metazoa; Arthropoda; Malacostraca; Decapoda; Parastacidae. The record is from RefSeq and is a predicted model, not a curated record.